This is a messenger RNA of Lonchura striata (white-rumped munia), 9358 nucleotides long. It is a transcript of the gene MGAT5, whose product is annotated as alpha-1,6-mannosylglycoprotein 6-beta-N-acetylglucosaminyltransferase. Gene Ontology annotation, molecular function: alpha-1,6-mannosylglycoprotein 6-beta-N-acetylglucosaminyltransferase activity. The record is from RefSeq and is a predicted model, not a curated record. Gene Ontology annotation, cellular component: Golgi apparatus. Gene Ontology annotation, biological process: protein N-linked glycosylation. NCBI's taxonomy places the organism in Eukaryota, Metazoa, Chordata, Aves, Passeriformes, Estrildidae.
CGCGGCCGCGCCUCCGCCCGCGCUCGGCCAUGGGCGCUGCGCCGCGCUCCGCCCGGCGCGGGGACCUGCGCGCCGCCCGGACAGGAUGGAACUGAAAUACGGAUAUGUGUUGACAAAGGAGUUGGAAUAAGACUGAGUCCUGCUCUGUGAUAUUUAUAUACCUGGACCAUGUACUUGCUGUUUGGCUUCUUGCUUUAGGAACCUUUGUAGUAACUGUGUGAAUCUGUUGGGAAUCAUGGCAUUCUCUCCAUGGAAGCUGUCCUCUCAGAAACUAGGCUUUUUUCUGGUGACUUUUGGUUUUAUUUGGGGAAUGAUGCUUCUGCAUUUUACUAUUCAGCAACAAACACAACACGAGAGCAGUUCAGUUCUGCGUGAGCAAAUUUUAGAUCUCAGCAAAAGAUACAUCAAAGCAUUAGCUGAAGAAAAUAAAAAUGUAGUUGAUGGGCCUUAUGUUGGGACAGUGACAGCAUAUGAUUUGAAAAAGACACUUGCUGUUCUGUUGGAUAAUAUCUUGCAGCGCAUUGGGAAGUUGGAGUCCAAGGUGGAAAAUCUUGUACUUAAUGGAACAGGAGCAAACUCGACCAACAAUACCACCACUUCUGCUCCCAGCUUAGGAGCAGCUGAAAAGCUUAAUGUAGCAGAUCUCAUAAAUGGAGCCCAGGAACAGUGUGAAUUGCCUCCUAUGGAUGGUUUUCCUCACUGUGAAGGGAAAAUAAAGUGGAUGAAAGAUAUGUGGCGAUCGGAUCCCUGCUACGCGAGCUAUGGUGUAGAUGGGUCCACAUGCUCCUUUUUUAUUUACCUCAGUGAGGUUGAAAAUUGGUGUCCUCGUUUACCUUGGAGAGCAAAAAAUCCCUAUGAAGAAACUGAUCAAAAAACAGUGGCUGAAAUCCGUAUCAACUUUGAUAAUCUGUACAAAAUGAUGUCAAGACACGAGGAAUUCAGGUGGAUGAUGUUGCGCAUCAGACGAAUGGCUGAUACCUGGAUUGAGGCCAUUAAAUCACUUGCAGAAAAACAAAAUUUGGAGAAAAGAAAACGAAAAAAGAUCCUUGUUCAUCUGGGGCUUUUGACAAAAGAAUCAGGAUUCAAGAUUGCAGAAAAUGCGUUUAGUGGUGGCCCUCUUGGUGAAUUAGUCCAGUGGAGUGAUUUAAUUACAUCUCUCUACUUACUGGGCCAUGACAUCAGGAUUUCAGCUUCACUGGCAGAGCUCAAGGAGAUUAUGAAGAAAGUUGUAGGUAACAGAUCUGGCUGCCCGACCCAGGGGGAUAAAAUUGUAGAACUCAUUUAUAUUGAUAUUGUGGGACUGACUCAGUUUAAGAAAACCCUUGGUCCAUCAUGGGUUCAUUACCAGUGUAUGCUAAGAGUUCUGGACUCCUUUGGGACUGAGCCAGAGUUUAACCAUGCCCAUUAUGCCCAGUCUAAAGGCCACAAGACACCAUGGGGAAAGUGGAACCUCAAUCCACAGCAGUUUUAUACAAUGUUCCCUCACACUCCAGACAACAGCUUCCUUGGAUUUGUGGUAGAGCAGCAUCUGAAUUCCAGUGACAUUAAACACAUUAAUGACAUCAAAAGGCAGAAUCAAUCUCUCGUUUAUGGCAAAGUAGAUAAUUUCUGGAAGGAUAAGAAGGCUUAUCUGGAUGUCAUCCACACCUAUAUGGAGGUCCAUGGAACUGUUCAUGGGACAAGCACCAUGUACAUUCCUGGCUAUGUCAAGAACCAUGGAAUACUCAGUGGAAGGGAUUUGCAGUUUCUGCUGAGGGAAACCAAACUGUUUGUUGGUCUUGGAUUUCCAUAUGAAGGGCCAGCUCCCUUGGAGGCUAUUGCCAAUGGAUGUGCUUUUCUAAAUUUAAGAUUUAACCCACCAAAAAGUAGCAAAAACACAGAUUUUUUCAAAGGCAAACCUACACUCCGAGAGUUGACAUCUCAGCAUCCCUAUGCUGAAGUUUAUAUUGGGAAGCCCCAUGUGUGGACUGUGGACAUCAAUGAUCUUUCUGAGGUUGAGAAGGCCGUGAAAUCAAUUUUGAAUCAAAAGAUUGACCCUUAUUUGCCCUAUGAAUUUACCUGUGAGGGAAUGCUUCAGAGGAUGAACGCCUUUAUUGAAAGACAGGAUUUCUGUCACGGGCAGGUGAUGUGGCCCCCAUUAAGUGCCCUUCAAGUCAAAAUUGCUGAACCUGGAAAAUCCUGUAAGCAAGUUUGUCAGGAAAGCCAGCUCAUCUGUGAGCCUUCCUUCUUCCAGCAUCUUAACAAGGACAAAGCUCUGCUUAGGCAUAAUAUCGAAUGUCUCACCAUGGAGUCUGCAAAUGAUAUCCUGGUCCCCUCUUUUGAUGGAAGGAGGAAGCACUGUGUUUUCCAAGGUGACCUGCUACUGUUCAGCUGUGCUGGCUCCCACCCUGCCCACAGAAGGAUCUGCCCCUGCAGGGACUAUAUCAAGGGGCAGGUUGCACUCUGCAAGGACUGCCUAUAGCAGCAGCAGGGCUGCUCCCAGCUGGGGACAACCAGAGUCCUUUGGAGAGGAGUUCCUAAGUACUUCCUGCACUUUGGUCCAGGUUUGCCGCUGCAGGCAGAGCUAUCAUUGCUGGGCAGAAUUAUCUACUAAGAGAGGAGGGAUUCAUAAUAAACAGCUAUAACUGAUCUUUUCUUCCUGUAAGGACAUUUGCAGCAUCACUCUUCAGAUUCCUUCAGCGGUUUGCAAAGAGAAAUGAGUCUCGUGUUCGACAGUAAUUUGAAGAUGACUGCACAGAAUAGUUUGUAGAAAAUUUCCAGACCCAUCAAACUUCUGGUUUUGCUGUUUGGGUGAAGUGUUUUCUAUUUUUUUAAAUGAGUUAUGACAUCCCCCAUCAUGGUUAGCUAAAGGAUCUCAACUUCAUUCCAAUAGAAAACUGAAAAAAGUGUGCUUGAGGGAGCGGAUGCUGGGGAAGGAGGACUAACAUUUUAUUCACUGGUUUGGGUACAGCUUUGGCUUGAAUGGCUAUAAAGUGGUUUACUUCACAAGAACUUGGAAUAAUGAGAGAGCUCUGUACCCUGCUGUUGGGUUAUUUGGGCCCAGAUUUGUUGUUUCGGUUUUUUUCCUUUUUUAAAAAUUAAAUAUUUGUAUACAACAAGGUAUUGUCUGCAUCACAGCUGCUGCACCAGAGCAGCCUAAGCAGAGUGUCACAAAUGAGCAAAUAGGCAGUUGCCAGCAUGUGACACAUCUUGGUGACUGCACAGCUCACUGGGGUUGUGGCAUUCUUCAGUGUGGAAAAGCUACAAAAACACACAACCAUUUUUGGAAUGGACUCAUCACAGUUUACUGGUCCCAUUUAGAGAGUAAUCCUUGGAAUUUGCCCACGCUUCUGUUGUAGUCUGUCUACUAGAAAUACUGUGUGAAGCAAAAAGUAUUCAGCAUCAUUGGAGCAAUAUUAUUGUUAGAGCCUCAGUUUGCUAUGGCUUCCAGUAGUUAAGUGUUGCUGAAUGACAUAGAAAGGUUAAACUAAGCUAACUAUAAUUAUUGUAUGGUAGAAAUGUAAAAUGUCUUCACAACUAGUUAGGUUUUUAACGAGAAAUUUUUUUCUGGAGUUCAAGUAAGAGGAGACAAAGAACUGAAAAGAAAAGAAUUAAUCAGUCCUCUUGGGUUCUUUGAUUGUUUUUCUGGUUUUAGGGCUCUGCAUGUUCCUUGUUUCUUCUUCCCUUUUGAUCAGGCAUACCAAUUACAAAUUUAGAAGAAAACAAUUCAAGAGUUCAGAAUUUAAAUCGAAGUUGGGUUUGGAGUUUUUUUGGUGGUGGUUUUUUUUGAGAGAGAAGCAAGUUAACUCCUCUAAACUACCUUCUUUUUACAGAGGUAAUUUUUGUUAUUUUCAGCAGAAGGGGACAUGCUUGACAGCAUAAUUUGUCAGGAAGUUACAUGUUAAGAUUAGUAAGAAACAAAUCUGCAGUCAGCAUCUGUAGGUCUUUCUGAGACAUAUCUUGGUUCGGAUUUUUCUGGUAAGCAGUGUUCAUUAUCUGUGUGGGAAUAUUGAUGGAUGUGGUGACCUACCAAAGACCAGGCAAGGGAGAUGCUAUUGCACUGUGGAUAAAUCCUCCAGAACUGUCUACAUUUUAAAUUCCAGUUUAAAAGCAGUGAAUGAGCCUUUUCAAGCAUUUGGUUUCCUGCCUCAACACUCCUGACAGUGUUACCCUGUACACUCCAUAACAUUGCUCUGCACAACACAGGAGGUUGUUGAGUAUCCAAAAAGGGUCUGUGGGAGCUGUUGAGCAGCAGGGUCAGCAGGAUCUGGGUUUGAGGAUGUAAAAAUCUGCUGUAUUUUAGAUUAAUUUUCCAGAAACAGAACAGCUGGGUUCUCUAAUGGGAGGCAAUUUUUUUCUAUGAAAAGAAAACAAACACAAACCUGUAUGAAAAUCCCUCCUGCUGCCAUAGCUCAGCACUUGCUUCAGUCAGCACAAAUGUAGUUUGCCAUAGUUUCACUGCCCUGGAAAAGCUGGGGGAGGACAAUUGGAAAUGGGUCUGAGCAGGCACAACAAUUCUCUCUGUAUUUAUAUAAAAUAUCCCCUGCAUACCUGUGCAUAUUUGUGCAACUAGAAAAUCCUGCCUAUCACAAUGUAUGACUUUCCACCUGGUGCUGAAAGUAAAGGCAACAGCAGGACUUGUCUUCAGUAGUUCAGCCUGAUGUUCCUCAGGCAGGAAUUGAUUUCAGACUGGGAUAUCACAGAAUUAUGUUGGAAACAAAGAUUUGUGCUCGUGCACUUAAAGGAUGCAAAACGUGGGUUUUGCUGUAGUGUAAUUCUCUGCUGUAAAUACAUGUUUGCUUGGUUCCCCCUGCUGUAAGGCCCACAUGGCAAUACAUACUGCAUUUGAUUUUGCCUCUAAACCUUUAAAGAUGGGAAGGGUUUGGUAUUUGUUAUUAUAACAUUUUCUGGUCUAGUGCUUUGCUCAAUGCUAAGUUUGCCUUUACCACAGCAGGGAGAGUUUAUUAUAAGCUCUGUUUUUUCAUGCUGUAGCACUCUUUGUAGUCUGCUGAACUGAAUUAUACAUUCUGGCAAAAAUGCAACAGCAGCACCGAUGCCGCUUGCACUUCAGCCAGGGAGAGAACAUCCAAAUUUGCUUCAGUCAGUGGUCUCUGAUCCUAUUUCCACUGAAACCUAUGGAGAAGACUCACUAAUCUUGAAGAAUAACAAAUCAAUACCUACAUCUUCAGUCUAUAUUCCUGUAAAAGGAGACUGUCAUGACAACUGUAAGUGCACAGACUCUGCAGGCAUUGCUCACUGAGCUCCACACACGCUCCCCGUGAGCAAUUAGUGAAUCCUCCUGCAGAUAAACACUCAGGCAAUUCCAUGUGGGACUAGGGAAAAGUUGGAGUUAUUGACUGAAACCUGUUUUAGAUAUCCACAUUUCAGGCUAGGGGGCAACUUUCUGUCUGAGUUCCGUAACUAUCUUCUUUCCUAAUUGAAGAAUAGAGGUGUGUAGUCCAGUUCUUGCACUCAAGCAAGGACAUCAGAGAGGGGACUGUGCUGCUCUUUUCAGUCUGACAGUAGAACUUGCAGCUUCCUUUGCUCAGAAGUCAGGUUUUUGCAUGACUGCAUUUGAAUAUAUUGAUCUGCGAUUGAUGGGAAAAAAAAUGUCAAAAGUUGAAUACAAAACCAUUUUACAAGCUUUUAAACAUAUCUCUCAUAUCAAGACAUUCUUUGUUUUAAAAUUUUGUAUUUUUGUAUGUGACCUAGUUUUUUUCAAAAAUCUUGUUCCUACAGGAUUAGAAAACUUGAGAGAAGCAUUUACAUAUUUAUUAAAAUUAACAUAAAAGGCUUGCCUUUGAAAGGUAAAGUUGGUAAAUACACACUGUUUAAAAAUGCCAAUAAAAACCUCAUUUAUUUCAUAUAUGCAAGUUGAUUUGCACAUGUAUAAAUAGAGUUGCUUUUUGCAUUUUUUGCUUAGUUUCUAUGUUUCUUUUUGUAAUUUAUAGUUGCAGCAGUGUGUUUGCUUGUUCAUAUCAGAUUAUGUUUCUACAAGUAUUUAAUGUUUAUGUGCCUUUUUUUACUUUCUUUGGGGUUUGGAUGUAUGUUUGGAUUAUGGAUACUGUCUGAACAAGUAUAAUGGAACACUAAUUCCAGGUAAAUUGUGCUGAUGACUCUACAACUUAGUGUUGUGAAUUUUGAAUGUUUUUAAGUAGUGGAGAAAUCUGUUCUAAAACCAGAUAAGACUUAAUAAGAUAAAAGAUACUAUAACUUUUAAUAAUUCCUGCAAAACAUUGCUUCUGCAAGCAGAAUGCAAUGUACUGAGAAUCUGUGAUUUGGCAUGAGAGCUCCUGCUGGGACAGGAUGUCUGUUCACUGACCAGGGAGCAAAGGAAAGCCAUGAACAUUCCCCAGGGAGACAAUGAUAACAGAAAACCUCCAGGAACAGCCAGAGCUGAUUUGAUGGGCAGGAAAAUUGAAGAUCCACAUUGAGGUUUGGGAGGUGUGGGUUUUUCAGAUAAAGAUGUCUCUGCAUGGAUGCACACAGGGCAGUUCCUGGUGCUUCCAGAGCACACAGGCCUUUCAGCACAGCUGGACUGGCAGCUCUCAGUGUGCAGGGACUGGUCAGCUUAUUGCAGAUGGAUUUCCUUUUUUAUGCUACUACUUUUCUGCAAUGGUGUUUUGCAAAGGCAGCUGCUGAUCAGAUUUCAGUUGGGAUGGGGUUGUAGCCAGAGCCAGGACUCUGCACCUUCCAGCUUCACUCUGCUCCCAGCUGCUUUGUGUCAGCUUUUGCACCUUGCUGGUUAUCAAGAAUUGGACUCACUGAAAAUUUCUCUUGAUAUCAUCAGCUCCAAAUCAGGCUGUCAUGUUGUGUCACUGCCCUUUAAAAUCCUAGGCAGCCUCCUUCAUUUGUUCUUAAUAUAAAAGACAUUCCCUCCCCUCUCAGAGUGCAUGGCCCAUCUGAAUUGCAAAGUGAUUUCUGAGUUUGCAGCACUGUUCAUAUAAACAAAACCCAAAUUGCUUUCUCAGGUAUGUCUUUUGCUCAGAGUUCAUUUCAGGACCAGAUUUUGCUAGUAAAAUAAAUAAACUGGGAUGAGUCGGGCUGGAUAUAAUCUCAUCCAAGCCUCAUUAACUUCAUGACUCCCCCUGCCUUCAGUGAUAGCACAACUCCUCCAUUAAUGUUUCUUAAAAUUAAAGAAUCAGCCCUCCCUUUUUAAUAAGUGUAAAGCACUGUACCUUAAAUGAUAAAGACCAAACACUUCCAGGGCAUGUUAUUCACAUAUCAGCAACCAGUUUUUCUUGCUCACAAGAUCAGCUCUAAGUUGAUGUUAUUGAUUAAUUAUUAAGGUAUCAGUUGAAAACGUGGUUAAAUUGCUGUUCAGUCAACAGUUGGGAGUUUGAGGAAUGGCAUUUUUCAUUGUUCAUUUUUAGAGAGACCAAGAGUUACCAGUUUCUGAUUUCCCAGUCUUUUUUUCAGGGGUGCUAACCUUUGGCAUGGCUGUUUCCUUGUGAUGUUUGUCCUGCAGCUGCUAUGCCUUCAACUUCUCACUUGUGAUCUCUUUCCAUCUCCUUUGGCCCCAUUGUUGUAGGGAUUGCUGUAAACUCAAGGAGAAUAAUGCACUGACAGAUGUGUUUUCAUUGGAGCUGAAAUGGCCAGGAAUAUAGAGGAUUUUAUUGAGAUCUGCUUUAAUAAUAUUGCUGUAAAUAUAACUUCAAAACACACUGUUUUAUGGGCAGUGACUUAAAUCUCAUCCACACAUUUUCAAGUGGUUAUGUAGGGGUUUUUUUAAAUUAGUUUGUAACUUCCAAAUGUAAUUAUAUUUAAAUGGAAUGUGUAAACAGCAACUCCAUGUAUCCAGUGUAAAAUGUUUACUGUAGGAAUGUGUUGAAAAUACCAGAGGCUAGACCCCAGAAUGCCUCAGCUGUGAGGCAUCAUUUUUUAUUCCUUCUUCCAGGAAAAGUAACAAAGUACAACCAUUGCUGAUGUGCCUUGCAAACUGGGACCUGUUCAUUUUUAACAGUGUCAUCCUUUGCAUAUUCAUGUAAUUAGAACACACAAAAGUGUGUUUUAAUUCAGGAGACCUCUCUCAAGAGCACUAAGCCACCUGCUUAUUAAAUGAGCAAAUAAAACCAGGUCCUAAAGUUUUUAUAAAAUUAGUAAUAACUUCACCCUCAACACACAGAAACUGCUUUAAAAAAUUAGUUGUGCUCAAGUGAUUGAAACCCUUCUCUCUGCUGGGCAGUUCAGUGCAGGUGCAAUUCACUUAAGUGAGUUGUGCAUGGGACCAGAAUUUGUCACCUCCUGUAAGGGCUCACAGAACUGAAGCAUUGAGGACCCUGCUGUCCCCAGAGCCACCAAAGCAUGUGGCUGCUUUUGGUGCACGAAAACCCAUCUGUAUUGUCACUGCAAAUGCCAGCCCUGGGUCCUGCAGGAGCCACCAAAUCUUGGCUUUAAGGAGAGCAUGUAAAUAACGCCUGGCAUUCCUGGAGCCAUCCGGGCACCGAGUGCAUGCAACACCACCUGGCUCAGGCUCCAGCAGCUGCAAAGUAGUUUGAAAUAUCAAAUAGGCACACGAUAAAUCAAGUUCAAUUGCUGUCUGAAGGCAGUUCAUUUUAAUGGUGUAAUACCCAGAACUAAUUUCUGUUCAUUAUCAGGUCUGUUGCAAUACAGUGACAGUGAAAAGUAUUUUUUAAGGCGUCGUGGGUUUGAUUUGGUUUUUGUAAGGAAUGCAGGAGAGGAGGAGGAAAUGGCAGUUUUUACUAAAGGAAAAAAGAAAGGAAAUUUUGUGAGAAAGCUACCCUGAAGAUUCUAAGAGAGCCAAAAGAAAAAUAUCAGGGAAUAUUUACAAAGCUAAUUUGGGCUUGGUGACUUUGAUCCCCGUGAGCUUGCUGAGCUGACCACUGCAGGGAGAUUCUCCAGAGUGCUGUUUGAGGCAGUUCUUUGGGUUCUAGUCUGCAUCAUUCUCUGGAGGAAUCUCCCUCUUCAUGGGUGAAGAGGAUCAGAGUCUGAAUAAGCCCAGUAGCAAUGUAAAUUGGGGAAAAAACCCAACUGAAUUCACUAAAAGUAAAUUAAUGCUUUUUGCAAACAAUAAUGUGGAGUCAAUGAGGGGUUUUAAAUGGACACAAGAACUUCAGGAUCAGGCUGGUACUACGGGGUGUUUGGUUUGAAUUCUCCCCUGAUAGGUUAAUCCUUUGUUUUAUUUCAAUGGUUGUGUUCCACUAUAUUACGUUCAAGCAGUUGGAUUCAAACAGAUACUGGUUCAGAAACUGCCAAGUUCCUGGGGUUCAUUAGGAUGGGAUUUUUUUUAAUUUUUUUUUUUUUUUUAGAACAAUAAAUGUCUGUAAUGGCAUAGAAAAAUGCUUUGUUUUCACUGUUGUAGAAAAAAAAAAGCUAGGAAGAAUUUAUUUUUCAAUAAACUUUUUUCUUGUGUGAUUUG